Molecule: messenger RNA, 588 nt
Organism: Alternaria atra
Lineage: Eukaryota; Fungi; Ascomycota; Dothideomycetes; Pleosporales; Pleosporaceae
Exons: 2
Coding region: 1-588 (195 amino acids)
Source: RefSeq, a predicted model, not a curated record
AUGGCGACUUCAUACGGACAAAAGGUCACCAACGACCCUGCAUCUAAAAACGCCAUCAAUGAGGCUGUUGGCACCGUAACAUCAGACUCCCUAGCAGGCGAGUCCCUGAAGAACUCUGGCUCCUUUGGCGAGGGCAACCCCAAGGCCGCAGCAAGCAAACAGCCCUCUUCCUCAACUACCACAAACACCCACGACACAUCCAACGCCACCAAGCUUGACGCCGCCGUCAACGCCGAAGCACGCGACGCACAAGAAGGAUGGAAUGAGGAGAAGAUUAUGAACUCGGGCAAGGGUCUCUCAUCUGGUGGAGCUUCAUCAGGAGGCGCUGCUGGCGUAGCACCUACUGGUGUUGCUGGCACCAAUGUCGACCCAAGCGUUCUCCAACCCAAGGGCGCCAACUUGACAGAGGAUAACAACUUGAGUGGCAACACAAAGUUUGGCGAGGUCGGUACAAAGGACGACCCUGCCAGGCAAGCGGAGCUCAAGUUCGCGAAGACGGACGCAGCGAAUGCUGCGGUUGACAACAAGAAUGACAUGGCCCAGGGCGGCGACAGCAAGUUCAGCAGCCUGGGAGACGCCAACGCGUAG